ACCGUGAGCUGUGGUCCUGGUUUUUCUGUCGGAUUGCCAGUGGCUACCCCGCAAGAGCCAGUUUUCAAUUUGCGUAAAUUACAUCUCAAUUAAGCUCUGUCUCCAGCACCUUCGCUUAGCUCCCUCCCCAUCAGCUCCCCUCUAAAGAGCCGCCCACCGAGAAAGAGGAGCUGAGCAGCCACUCCGUCCUAGCUCCAAACACACCGCCCGAGAAGCCAGGAGGCAGGAGAAGUGCGUGCCGUUCCCCGAGUGUUGUGUGCGCCUCCUUUCCUGCCUGUCCCGGGGCUGGAUUUGAGCCUGAGGCUGCGGCACUGGGGGCUGAGCCAUCUGUUGCAAGAAACAAAAGCUGGUGAAUUGCUUUGCACUCUCCCCCAAGUGCCUGGGAGGAAAGAGCUGUGGUGUUGCCGGGAAAUGCUACAAUCUGCUUGUAUGGUCCGCUUGCUUUGAAACGAGUGAUCUCGGGAUUUGUUGUCUUUAAUAAAAUAAUAAUAAUAACAAUAGGUGGAUGGAUUUCGAGGGCUAAUUCUUUUUUUGGAGCCAUGACUCCCCAACCUGGAUGGCGGGCAAUGCGAAGGCGUAAGGAAUUAUAGCCCGGGGCUCAGCCAGGUUUAUUUGGGCUGGGAUGAACUUUCGGAGCCCAGGGUGCCACCCAAUGACAGACACAAAGCCGGAGCACGCAGGAGCUGAAACAACCACGUUCCUGGGCAUACCUUAGGCGAGCUUCUAGCCCCUGGCAGCGACGGAGGAGGAUGGGCGCUGCCGCCAUCGCUGGAGUUUUGUGAUACCAAACUGCAGGUACAGCGAAAUGAAGACAACUGACAAGAUGCAAAAGAGGGCAAAUUUUGGGGCACUAUCCGUGGUGCUGAUUGUGUCUCUGGAGCUUCCACAAAUCGCUUUUGCAUGUCCACGCCCAUGUGCCUGUUACGUUCCCACUGAAGUUCACUGCACGUUUCGAUCCUUGGCAGCAGUGCCAGCAAGAAUCUCUAAACAUGUGGAAAGAAUCAAUUUGGGGUUUAAUAGCAUACAGUCCAUAUCUGAAAACUCAUUUUCAGGACUCACAAAACUGGAAUUGCUCAUGAUUCAUGGAAAUGACAUCCAAAAUAUACCCAAUGGUGCUUUAAAAGAUCUCAUGUCUUUACAGGUAUUCAAAAUUAGCUACAACAAGCUGAAAGUUCUAACAGGCCAAACUUUCCAAGGACUUUCAAGCUUAAUGAGAUUGCACAUGGACCACAACAGAAUUGAAUUCAUCCACCCGAAUGCUUUUAAUGGGUUAACUUCUCUGAGAUUGCUCCAUUUGGAAGGAAACUUACUCCAGCAGCUUCAUCCCAACACAUUUUCAACAUUUACAUUCCUGGAUUAUUUCAGACUGUCAACAGUAAAACACCUCUAUCUGUCUGAAAAUAUCAUUAGGACACUGCCUGCAGGGAUGUUUCAAGGAAUGCCACUCCUGGAGAAUCUUUACCUUCAUGGGAAUCCCUGGUCCUGUGACUGCAGCUUGAAAUGGCUGCUGGAAUGGGAUAAGAAGUCUGGAGGUGUAUUAAAGUGCAAGAAGGAUAAAGCUUAUGAAGGAGGUCAACUCUGCCCUAAGUGCACCAGCCCAAAACAACUGCAGAAACAAGAUAUUCAAAACUUGAAAGAUCUUUCCUGUAAGAAACCUAUUAUACAAUCCCAAUUGAAACAGAACAACAGCAUUGAUGAGGGGGAAGAUAGGGGCAAUUAUGAACUUCCUAUGGAGGCAUUUCAGCUAUUUCCAUGGAACAUUACUCUCAAUAUGACUGAUGAGCAUGGGAACAUAGUGAACUUAAACUGUGAAAUCAAGAAACCAACAGACUCUGCCAAAAUUCAAUGGAACCAAAUCAAUCCUCAGGAAAUUGAUAUCAAUGCUACAGUUUCACUUGAUUUUGAAUGCCCAAUGAAACGAGAAAACUAUGAAAAAUUAUGGAAACUUAUAGCUUAUUACACCGAAGUGCCUGUUAAAUUACAAAGGGAACUCAUGCUCAGCAAAGAGUCCAAAAUAAGUUAUGAGUAUCAGCAAGAUUCAGAUGAUGAUGCCCUUUAUUACACGGGUGUCAAAGCUCAAAUACUUGCAGAACCUGCCUGGGUUAUGCAACCGCUGAUAAACAUUCAAUUAAAUAGACACCAGAGCACAGGGCAAAAAGUGGUGCUGUCUUUUUUUACCCAGCUUUCUCAAACAAUUCAGAUGAAAGAUAUAAGACAGCAUAGACGAAGCUGGGUGAUGAUAGAGCAACCUCAGAACUCAAAGACAGCCCAGAGUGUUAUUGAAGGCUCAGACUGUCAGCUGAGAUGCAAUGUGAGAGCAUCAGAGAGUCCUCUCAUCCAGUGGGUGCUGCCAGAUGGGAGUAAGCUGAUAGCUCCAUUUAAUCAGAAAGACAGUAGGUUUUCCAUCCUCAGCAGUGGCCAGUUAAUGAUCAAAAAAGUGGGUUACACUGAUUCUGGUUUGUACCACUGUGUUGCCCAGGUGAGAGAUGAUGCAGACAGAAUGGCCUACAGAGUUUUAGUGCAGCCUCCAAUCAUUCAGCCCACUGACUCUGAUGUAAUGAGGGUUGAAAAAAACGUAGGGGACCCAAUAGUUUUGCCCUGCAGUGCAAUUGCCAUACCAGAUGCACAGCUGAGCUGGAUCCUUCCAAGCAGCCACGUGCUUAAUGAUUUGUCAAACUCAUCCAAAGGUUAUGUGUCUCACAAUGGCACAUUGUUAAUUCCAAAGAGUCAUGUCAGUGACAGCGGGUAUUACAGAUGUGUGGCUGUCAAUCGGCAGGGAUCAGAUCAGUUUGCUGUUAGGGUAUCAGUAAAUAAGAUGGUAUCUGACAGAUCAUCCAAAAGGAUAAGAAUGAAGAAGCGUCCAGGUUUGAAAACUUCCGGAAAAAGAAGAGGGGAGGUGAUAGAAGAUGAAGGGGGAUCAGGAGCAGAAAUUCCAGCUGAAUCCCAGCACAAAAAGAACCAUCUGAAGGACCGUGAAGCAUCCAUUAAACAAAAGAAUGACCUCAUGCCUGAGGUUCAGGUUAAAAAAAACAAGAAAGACAGGAGAAAAAUGAAGUUAUGGAAAGGUAUAGAUAGAACCGAAGACAGCAAUGUUGCUGAAGGACGUCGGGUAUUUGAAUCUCGAAGAAGAAUAAAUAUGUCAAACAAACAGAUUAAUCCACAACACUGGGCUGACAUUUUGGCAAAGGUCCGUGGGAAAAAUCUUCCUAAAACAACAGCAGCAGCAGUCCCUUCUUUAAUGACUACAUUGCCGUCACUCAUGCAAAAAAUCACUACAGCUCCGUCUCCUAUGGCCAGUCCCCCCAAGAAACCUUCUCUAGAGACUGCAACCAAUGGGGAAGAGUCUUCUGCAGAUGUAUCACACUUGGGUGAGGAAAAGAUCUUCUCAGUCACUGUUUCCCCCACCAUUAUAGCACAAGAUUUUAGCCCAGAUCAAACAACUUCUGCUCAACUCACAUUAAUGAGCACAGAAACUGAGCCCUCCAUAGAACGCCAGUCUUUAGGAACACCUGGAAGUAUAUACACUGUAGAACCAUCCUUUGUGUGGUCUACAUACCUUACUCCAAUCUCUCCAACUUUACACUCACAUCACUCAUAUGAUCAGCAGCAUGCUGAUGUAAAGACUGAUUAUUCACCAGUAGCAGAAGAAAGCAUUAACACGGUCACUAAAGAGCCCCUGGAUGAACAAACAACUACCUUGCCCAAUAUUCAAAGCAGUUUUCACACAGUGGAAAAUGCAGUUACAACAACAUUGUAUACCACAGAGGAAUCUUCUGCUUCUGCUGAGCUACCAGGGCAUGCUACUGUCUUUGCAGAACCUCAGACGGUUGUAAAUCUCCCUAGCACCUUGGAGACAGAUGUACAGCACAGUGAAGUAGAUGCAGAUUCGAUAAAUUCCUCACCUCAGGGUGAUAAGAUCAGCUAUAUUGAUUUAAUAGCCACUACUACUAUUUCUUCUUCUGCUUCUCCAUUUAAGGAUUUUGUUACUAGAGAGAGCAAUGUCGUAAACCAUCAGCACAGGGAGGUACCUACAGAUCAGACUAAAAUUACAGACAUUGACUUAAGCACAAUCUUUCAAGUUUUCACAUCAUUUAAUGAGGAGCCACAGACCAACAAGGAUAUAGAGUCUCAGGUCAGAGUGUCUAGUAGCAGCUAUGGGAGCUCUGAAGGAGCUGCACAUGAAGGUAUGCCUGUUUCAAAAUCAGACUCCACAUUCACUCUGGCAAGUACCAUUGCUCCUCUUAAAAAAACAGAGUCAAUAACAACUGUUGUUUCAUUUGGCAACCUGACCGCUAUGGCUGAGGUUACAACUCCCUCUAGAAAUACUACUACCUCUAAUACACUGCUUACCCAGCAUCCCAGAAGAAGACCUUAUGGGAGAAGGAGAUUAAGACCAAACAGAGUUCGACAAAGACCAAAACCUAUUCCUUCUCCUGCUUUUACCACAGAGGAGAUGCCUGUUAUUCAAAAAACACCUAAAAUAGAAGGUGCUACUAGAAGUUCUCCUGGAUCUGUUGUUGAGGGUGAUCAUAAAACUGAUGCUAAAAUACAAAUUAAGAAACAUAAUCAUUUAGAGAUGAUUUCUUCAUUGGUUACAGAGGCAAAUGUAUUAGAGAGGUUGACCAAAGUUAGAAACACAGAGGCAGGUUUUUCACUUAGGCCUACUGCUUCUCUACCUGAAACAAAACAUUCAUCACUUUCUAAUACUGAUGAAACCCAGGUACUUCCUGUGCCUACAGCUAUCACAACUGCUUCAUCAUAUGGUGGGCUUAACACAGUCUCUGUUACAGAGUUACAUUUGUCCCAAGAACCAGAUCAGAAGACAACCUCAAUGUACCAUACACUAGUUAAUGUGUCUGAAGAAAAUGUCAUUAAAACACGUUAUGAAGUUACAGAUGGUAAGGCACAAAAAACAAGCAGUUCAGUCGCUACUGAGUACAUUAAUAGCCUGCUUAGCCCUGCUUAUUCAGUAACUCCAGAAUUUCGAAAAGAUUCCAUUCCUCUUGGAUCAAAAGUUGGAGAGAAUGGAAUCAACCCAGGAGUGUUUCGGCCAAUACCUCCCACUGUGCUGCAUUCAAGUGCUCCUGUUGACACAGUGGAAAGUUUUAAGGACCUGUCAAUUUCAGAUGAACUUCAGAAGCCUUCAAAAUCUUUAAAAACAGCUCCAGUAACCACACCACCUCAACCAACAGAAAUUGUGACUGUAUCCUUUCCCUUCAGCACAACAAGAUCUCAACCUUUCACACCUAUAGAAACCAAGAAACCAAUUAUUGUUCCUGUACAAACUUGGACAAAAACAGUAUCAUCUUCCUGGGACAAGAAGGAAACCAACUCUCAUGCAUUUGAUCAUGAUCAAAUUGCUAUAUACACAACUGAAAAACCUGUAUCUCCAGUUGCAACCAUUGACUUUGUUCCAUUUACAAAAUCUGAUGCUCCUACCCCAUCAGUUUCAAGCACUUUACAUUUGUCUGUUCAUUCUUCUACCAAGCAAAAUACCACAUUCAAUCAAGUAAGAUUUCCAGAGACCAAAGGAGUUGAAAUUGAUGAUACAACAAUCACACAUAGCACAAGACAAAACGUAUUUUCCACCUCUUAUUCAAACCAAAACAGGAUUAAAGCACAACACAAACAAGAGCAAUUUAAAGAGACAUUUGGUCUCAUUAGAUCUAACAACAGUUUAUUGUUAAAUCCAAACUUUCCCCAUCAGUCAGCUGGAAUGGUACCGAUCUUUAACCAGCAACCAGCUGUAACAACUCCAAAGCAUAUUCCAGUGAGAGGGACAAAGAGGCCACCAUAUCUCAUAAUACAAGGAUCAUUUCAUCAUUUUAUAACUCAACAGCCCCUCCACUAUACCAACAAACCAGAGAUAACAGCAUAUGCUGCACACACAACACAGGACAGAAAAACCUAUGCUCCUCAAACAGAGCCAACCACUACAACAACAGCCACUCCAUUAUACAGACCUAUCCCGCUUGCUCCAGGUAGAUUUGGCAAUCAGGGACAAAAGAGAUACAAUAUUCACUCCAGAGUUUUUGGCAAUAACUAUAUUCCUGAUAACAGAGGCACAGUUGGGAGACUACCGAGUCAAGGAAUCCCAUAUUACCCCAACCCUGGAAUCUCCUUUGUCUUUAAUAGAACCAGAACAUUUUCACACUUAGGAGUGAAUCCUAAACCAAUGAUGCCUAGUCCACUUCCCCCAGUAAAUACAAAUGACAAGAAAGCCAUCCAAGUCUCAUCUGCUGGGAUUACAAUGCAAGGCAUUGUUCUAAAGGCCACAGCUGUUCCAGUAGCUCCAUUGUUCCACAAUUCAAGUAUCACACCGCCAGCCACAACUACUUUGAAGAGCAUUCUUCCAUCAUUCAUCUCUCAAAGCAUCAGACCUCAAAUAUCCUCUAACAUUCAGUCCUUCAGAAGUGUCCUUUAUAAUAAUCAAAAAGUCCCAUCUGUGCCUAAACUGGGAGGAAUUAUGCCAAAUAAUUCUAGUGUAAUUCAACCUUCAAAUAACUUCAGGGCACAUGGUGAAAGACCUAAAAUUACCACGAAAGGUCCUCAGAGCUUGUCCAUCCUUGCUGAAACAGAUGCUGUUAUCCCGUGUGAUGUAGUAGGAGAACCCAAGCCUUUUGUUACCUGGACAAAAGUCUCCACAGGAGCUCUGAUGACAGCAAACACAAGGAUACAACGGUUUGAAGUCUUGAAAAAUGGCACAUUCAUUAUCCGAAAUGUUCAACUCCAGGACCGUGGGCAAUACUUGUGCACUGCUCAGAACCUGCAUGGUGUCGAUAAAAUGAUUGUCCUGUUGACAGUGACAGCCCAGCAGCCCAAAAUGUUAGUUUCCCGCUACCGAGAUGCCACUGUUUAUUUUGGAGACACGGUGGCAAUGGAAUGCCAGGCCAAUGGGAUCCCAAGCCCACAUAUUUCAUGGAUUUUACCUGAUAGGAAGAUAUUGCAAACAAUAACCACCGCUGAGAGCAGGAUAAUGCUCCAUGAAAAUAGAACUUUGUCUAUCAAGGAGGUGACAUUUUCAGACCGAGGAGUGUACAAGUGCAUAGCUAGCAACACUGCAGGAGCGGACAGCAUAGCCGUGAGGCUUCACAUUGCAGCAUUACCCCCAAUGAUCCAUCAGGAAAAACAGGAGAAUAUUUCCUUGCCCUUUGGUCACAACAUUCACAUUCACUGCACUGCCAAAGCAGCACCCCUCCCUAGCAUCCGUUGGGUGCUCUUUGAUGGCACCCAGAUCCGACCCUCCCAGUUUGUCAAUGGGAAUUUAUUUGUCUUCCCCAAUGGAACACUUUACAUACGGAACGUCUCCCACAAGGACAGUGGGAGCUAUGAGUGUAUCGCGGCUAACAUGGUGGGGGCAGCUAGGAGAACGGUUCAGCUCUAUGUGAAGAAGCAGUCAUCAAAUGCCAAGAUCACUUGGAGCUCUCCGCAAAGAUCAGAUGUAACCUACGGCAGCACCCUGUAUCUGGACUGCAGUGCUUCUGGGGAUCCCUGGCCCCAGAUAUUAUGGAGGCUGCCUUCCAAAAGGAUGAUUGAUUCUCUGCACAGCUUGGAGACCAGAAUCAAGGUAUUUAGCAAUGGGACUUUGCUUGUCCAUGCAGUCACGGAUAAGGAUGCAGGAGACUAUCUGUGUAUGGCCCGCAAUAAGAUUGGAGAUGACUAUGUAGUUCUCAAAGUGAACGUGAUGAUGAGACCUGCCAAAAUAGAACACAAGAAUGAGAAUAACCACAAGGUUAUGUAUGGUGGGGACUUGAAAGUUGACUGUGUAGCCACUGGUCUGCCAAACCCCGAGAUCUCCUGGGGUCUCCCUGAUGGCAGCAUGAUAAACACCUUCAUGCAGUCAGACGACAGUGGAAACCGAGCAAAGAGAUACGUGGUCUUUAACAAUGGAACGCUGUAUUUCAAUGAUGUGGGGCUGAGAGAGGAAGGGGACUACACCUGUUAUGCUGAGAACCAAAUUGGGAAGGAUGAGAUGAGAAUACGGGUCAAAGUGCUGGCUGAGCCUGCAACGAUCAGAAACAAAACCUACUCUGUUAUUAAUGUACCCUAUGGAGACGUGGUCACUGUGCCUUGUGAAGCCAAAGGCGAGCCCACCCCCAGGGUGAUAUGGCUCUCUCCAACCAACAGGCCCAUUCCUCUCCUGUCUGACAAAUAUCAAGUGUAUGGGGAUGGCACCCUCCUCAUCCAAAAGGCCCAGAGAUCUGACAGCGGCAAUUAUACUUGUGUGGUGCGGAAUAGUGCUGGGGAAGACAGGAAAAUAGUCUGGAUCCAAGUCAAUGUGCAGCCUCCCAGAAUCAAUGGGCAUCCCAACCCAAUCACAUCUGUGAGAGAGACAGCCAGGAAGGAGAGUCGGAAACUUAUUGACUGUAAAGCUGAAGGCAUCCCAGCUCCGCGGAUCUUAUGGGCUUUCCCAGAAGGAGUGAUCCUGCCUUCUCCCUACUAUGGGAACAGAAUUACUGUGCACCGCAAUGGCACCCUGGACAUCAGGGGGGUGAGGCAGACAGACUCAGUGCAGCUAGUGUGCAUCGGGCGGAAUGAAGGGGGAGAGGCUCGGCUUAUUGUACAGCUCCUGGUCACAGAUCAUUUGGAGAAACCCACCUUCAGGGACCCAGUCAAUGAAAGGAUCACUGCCACGGCUGGGCACAGUAUCAAUCUGAACUGCUCAGUGCACGGGAACCCUGAGCCCAGCACAUCUUGGAUCCUUCCCAAUGGCACUGAGCUGCAGAGCAGCAGCCACUUGCAGAGAUUCUACCACAAGAGGGAUGGGAAAUUGCACAUCAGUGGCCUCUCUGCAGUGGAUGCGGGGACUUAUCGCUGCACGGCCAGGAACCCAGGUGGCUAUGCGGAGAGGGUGGUCUUCCUGAAGGUGGGUCUCAAGACAGAAAUCAGCAACCAGUACAACAACCUGGUGAGCAUCAUCAAUGGAGAGACUUUGCAGCUCCACUGCAUCACGCAGCCAAACCCCCGAGCACACAUUUCAUGGACACUUCCCAAUGGGAUGGUACUAGAUGGCCCUCAAGCCAUGGGUCGCUUCUCCCUCCUAGAGAAUGGCUCGCUCACUGUGCUCAAUGCCUCUGUAUUUGACAGGGGCACCUACCUAUGCAAGGCAGUGACAGAGUAUGGCACCUCUAUUAUGAAUGUCCCAGUCAUAGUGAUAGCCUAUCCACCCCGGAUCACCAGUGAGCCAGCACCAGUCAUCUACGCCAGGCCUGGCAAUGCAGUUAAGCUGAACUGCAUGGCCAUUGGGAUUCCUAAAGCAGAAAUAACAUGGGAGCUCCCAGACAAAUCACAUCUGACAACAGGAGCUCAGUCCCGUCUGUAUGGUAACAAAUUCCUUCACCCUCAGGGGUCAUUAAUCAUCCAGCAAUCUACACAAAGGGAUGCAGGCUUCUACAAAUGCACUGCUAAAAAUAUACUGGGCAGCGAUUCAAAAACAACUUAUAUUCACAUAUUCUAAAGUUCAAACAAACUCCUUUGACUAGACACAAAUGCCCAGUCACUGCCAAUCAAGUGCAGCAGGAAAGUACUGUUUGUAAGCAAAGUCAGAGACACAAAGGAUUUUAAUUCUCAUUUUCAUGAACAGUAUAUCACUGCUUUUGUAAUGACCAUGAUCCUGCAGCAGAAAGAGCCAAUGAAAAUACUUAAAUGAGGGGACUAACACAAUUGUUUACAUGAUGUAAUGUAAUUUCUCAUGGCAUUCCAUAGCACCUGAGACCUAAUGUACUGUACACAUACCUGUUGAUAUUCCAAAGCUAUGCCUUGGCUUAACAAGCACUUUAAAAAUACCAGAGAAGUAUUAACUGUAAUAAGUGAGCUACAGUGAUACAAGUGCUUUAUUAUUGUGUAGGAAAGACAUCAGUUUUUUUUAUCCCCUGCGGUGCAUUUCAUAACCUAGCCUUAUAGAAUAUGAUUACUAACCUUUCUUUUAAUUCUUCUAUCUGCUAUUCCAGAUCAAAGAUUAAUUUAGCAAAUAAGAGUGAUCUAUUUCUAAUCAAGGACAUUCAGACUGUAAUGAAUGAACCUUUUCCAGCCAGUAAGGAUGCUCCAGUUGAAUUCAAUUAUUAUAUGUUUUAUAUAUAUUUUCAAACCAGACUAUGAGACUAGAAAGAACAACAAUGAUUUGUCUCAUUUUAUAAAUUAUUGGUCUUUACAAGACUCUGAUAUGUUACUGUAUUUUAUAAUGUUAAGGUCAG
Molecule: messenger RNA, 10193 nt
Organism: Chelonoidis abingdonii (Abingdon island giant tortoise)
Lineage: Eukaryota; Metazoa; Chordata; Testudines; Testudinidae
Gene: MXRA5
Product: matrix remodeling associated 5
Biological process (GO): homophilic cell-cell adhesion; synapse organization
Cellular component (GO): neuronal cell body; plasma membrane; axon
Molecular function (GO): heme binding; axon guidance receptor activity; protein binding
Source: RefSeq, a predicted model, not a curated record